AUGCUGAGCGGAGCGGCUGGGGCUGCGCGGUGUGGCGGAGCAGCGCGCUCCCUCGCUCCCUCGCUCACUCGCUCGCUCGCAGGGACACACGCAGGGGCUGACAGCUGUGCUGGUGCUGAUAAGGGAAGCCACAAGGAGACGAUCGAGGAGAGAGACAAGCAGCAGCAGAGGCAGCAGCGGCAGAGGCAGCACCAGGGCUGUGGAGCUGCUGGGAGUGGGAGUGACGCCCCCACCUCAGGCCCCCACCCUGUCCCCAAUCUCCUUCUGAUUGCCCUGAGUUUAGAAGAGCAGCCGCUGCCACCACCACCACUCCGGAGGGCACCAGGGCUGCUGACCAGGGAGGGACAGGGCAGUGAGGCUCUGGCCAGUCCCAGCAGCCGGGGACAGAUGCCGAUCGAGAUUGUGUGCAAAAUCAAAUUUGCUGAGGAGGAUGCAAAACCCAAGGAGAAGGAGGCAGGGGAUGAGCAGAGUCUCCUGGGGGCUGCUCAGGGGGCAGCAGCCCCUCGGGACCUGGCCACCUUUGCCAGCACCAGCACUCUGCAUGGGCUGGGCCGGGCCUGUGGCCCAGGCUCCCAUGGACUGCGCAGAACCCUGUGGGCACUGGCCCUACUCACCUCCCUGGCUGCCUUCCUGUACCAGGCAGCUGGCCUGGCGAGGGGCUACCUGACCCGGCCUCACUUGGUAGCCAUGGACCCUGCUGCCCCAGCCCCAGUGGCAGGCUUCCCGGCUGUCACCCUCUGCAACAUCAACCGUUUCCGGCAUUCGGCACUCAGUGAUGCUGACAUCUUCCACCUGGCCAAUCUGACAGGGUUGCCCCCCAAAGACCGGGAUGGACACCGUGCAGCUGGCCUGCGCUACCCAGAACCAGACAUGGUAGACAUCCUCAACCGCACUGGCCACCAGCUUGCUGAUAUGCUCAAGAGCUGCAACUUCAGUGGGCACCACUGCUCCGCCAGCAACUUCUCUGUGGUCUAUACUCGCUAUGGGAAGUGUUACACCUUCAACGCGGAUCCACAAAGCUCACUGCCCAGCCGGGCAGGUGGCAUGGGCAGUGGCUUGGAGAUCAUGCUAGACAUCCAGCAGGAGGAGUACCUACCCAUAUGGAGGGAGACAAAUGAGACGUCAUUUGAGGCAGGCAUUCGGGUACAGAUCCACAGCCAGGAGGAGCCUCCCUACAUCCACCAGUUGGGAUUUGGUGUGUCCCCAGGCUUCCAGACAUUUGUGUCCUGCCAAGAACAGCGGCUAACCUAUCUGCCCCAGCCUUGGGGCAACUGCCGGGUGGAGAGCGAGCUCGGGGAGCCUGAGCUUCAGGGCUAUUCGGCCUAUAGUGUGUCUGCCUGCCGACUACGCUGUGAAAAGGAAGCUGUGCUUCAGCGCUGUCACUGCCGGAUGGUGCACAUGCCAGGCAAUGAGACCAUCUGUCCGCCAAAUAUCUACAUUGAGUGUGCUGACCAUACACUGGACUCUCUGGGUGCGGGCUCUGAAGGCCCAUGCUUCUGCCCUACACCUUGCAACUUAACUCGUUAUGGGAAAGAGAUCUCCAUGGUCAAGAUCCCCAACAGGGGCUCAGCUCGGUACCUGGCAAGGAAGUACAACCGAAAUGAGACCUAUAUACGGGAGAACUUCCUGGUCCUGGAUGUCUUUUUUGAGGCCCUAACUUCUGAAGCCAUGGAGCAGCGAGCAGCCUAUGGCCUGUCAGCCCUGCUGGGAGACCUUGGGGGACAGAUGGGCCUAUUUAUUGGGGCUAGCAUCCUCACCUUGCUGGAGAUCCUUGACUACAUUUAUGAGGUGUCCUGGGACAGACUCAAGAAGGUAUGGCGGCGGCCAAAAACCCCACUGAGGGCGUCCACUGGGGGCAUCUCUACUUUGGGGCUGCAGGAGCUGAAGGAACAGAGUCCUUGUCCAAGCAGGGGCCAUGCUGAGGGUGGGGGAGCCAGCAGUCUCCUCCCCAACCACCACCACCCCCAUGGCCCCUCAGGAGGCCUCUUUGAAGACUUUGCUUGCUAGGAUGGUGCUGUGUGGGAAAGGACCAAUGAGUCUGGGACUCUGCUCAGACCCCACACAUUUUGCUCCUGGGACCGAAGACCUGGGGCAGCCCAGGGCUAAGGGAAGGGGUGGUGCUCACCAAGAGGCCAGGACUGGGAUCCUGCUCUCCCCAACCCAGGCUCAGCUGCCUUGCACAACGGUCCUUCUUGUCCACACUCCCCAUCCCCAGGCAGGUGUCCAGGAAGGGCUGGAGACCAGACUAGAGGCUCCUCAGGAAGGGAGGGAGGAAGAGGGGGAGAUGGAGCCCUGGCUGGGCGGGUCCUGUACAUUUGUAUAUAUUUAGGGACUGGGUGGGGGUGGGACAGACAUAGAAGGGUGGGGUUACAGGGAAGGGUGAUUUAGGAUAGUUAGGGUCCCAGCCCUAAUGGCAGAAGGCAACUCCUUGGGACUUGGGCAUGCUGGGUUAGUUCUACUUCCCUCUCCAGGCCCAGCUCCCCUCUUGGCAGGGGGAGUGGGUGGCCCAGCAGGCCUGGCCCAGCUCCCAGUUCCCCCUGUACUAGCCCCACCUCAAGUCCCCCCUCCAUGGGGAGUGGGCAGAAGACCUUUCAGACCUUGGCUAAGAUUGGGGGGAGGGGGAACAGGGAGCCUCUCAGGCCUCUCUCCCUCCAGACUGGUUUUAUAAAGUGCUGAUGAAAUUGGGAAUAAAGAGGCAUAAAGAAUUCUCUGUGUAUGUGUGUGUGAGACCCAGCAUGCGCUGGCUGGGGGCUGGGCAUCUGCAUGACUUGGUCCCUGUAAAAGGAAACACAGGCCCCAGCAGGGACAAGACGCUUCCAUCUUCAGAGUCAGCUUUCCCUACUGCCAUGCCUACUUUGCCAAAACUCCCAAUUAUCAAUCUACACUUACCAGUCCACACUCAGCCAGUUUAUUAAAGCCAGAGACUCAUCAGGGGUCCAAACAGGAGAAGGUGGGAGAUGCCACACCCCACCCCUCCUCUCUCUACUCCCCCCUUCUCCAAGAACUCCUCUACAGCCCAGCCCCAGGACAAGACCCCAGGAGGCAUGGCUGGCGUCAGGCAGACUGUGCUGCAUAAAUAUACUGAGGCCACAGCCUGGAUCAGCAGUGUCAAAGGGGCAGGGAGACUCUUCUUGGAACAAGAAGGGGUUACUCUGGGGCACCUUUCCCAAGGCUUGUCCAGGGGUCUACAAAGCAGAAGACAAAUAACCAGCAGGCUGCCCCUCAAGGCUACAGCCAGCCCUGUCCAGCGAGGCUGACAGGUGGCUCCAGGUUUUGGGGAAGAGUAGGACAGGGGCAGGGGACCAGGGUAGGGUCAGGUGCUGUUACCCU
Molecule: messenger RNA, 3330 nt
Organism: Nannospalax galili (Upper Galilee mountains blind mole rat)
Lineage: Eukaryota; Metazoa; Chordata; Mammalia; Rodentia; Spalacidae
Gene: Asic4
Product: acid sensing ion channel subunit family member 4
Biological process (GO): sodium ion transmembrane transport
Cellular component (GO): membrane
Molecular function (GO): ligand-gated sodium channel activity
Source: RefSeq, a predicted model, not a curated record